CGGUCAGGGAGGUUAACCGUUCACCUCCCAGAGCACCAGAGAUGACGUCAGAUGAUGAUAACCGCCUAAAGGAACUGGUGAGGAUGUGUUAUCAUGAUGGGGUGAUGCCUAUUGAUAUCGACCCUGGGGAGAUGAUGGUAGAGGGUAGAGAGGUGAGAUUUAAAGUUAACGUGGCCCUUGACCAGGCAAAAAUUGCAUGGCUUAAGGAACACACAUUUACAUUCAUCUUCAGAGCUGGAGCAAGGUUUCUGCCGAGGAACGUCAAGGACGAUCUUGUUCGGGCGUAUGAAGACAAGCAAGUUGCUGAUGGCAGCUUCGAGGCAGGUUCGUUUCAGCGCGGAAGAAUUAAAAUCGGAUCUCCUAAUGUUAUCUCCUACGUGGCCAAAUCGCGGGAAAUCGCAAGUUGGUUGGUGAACAAAGGUGCUGAUGAGCUGACGGUGGGUUCACAACGAUACGUCUUCGAGUUUAAGCCAUGGUUGACUAAGGCGCAGUUGCUUGCACAAAGGAGAGUUGAAGAUGAGGAAAACUUUUGGGUUGUUGCUGUGCAAGUUCCUCUUAACGCCUUUUUUUACUUGGAAGGUGACUUCAUUCACCCAUGCGUGGUGAAGGAAGCCCGCUUACCCACGACAAGGUCUCCGACUCCCAUCUCCGUUACCCUAGGGGAUGACAAGACCCAGCGCUUCUUCGAUCAGACGGUCACCGACCUCCCCUUCUUUCUCACUCUCGAGCCGACUGAUCGUUCCCCGGCGUCUCGUCGCCACCACUCCUCUGCACAUUUCGAUGUGAUGGAGACGGGGUACGACUUCAUUCUCGGCACUCCGUGGUCUCGUCGGUUCCGCAGCACCGAGGCCGAUUGGGCGACCAAUACUCUCAUUCUCAAAACGAAGUGUGGACAAACGUAUCGCGUACCUUUCAUAGGUACCACGGCGACACCACGCCCCGAUCCUCCUCCCCCGGAGCCUUUAGUGCCCACACCAUCUCCCUCUAUCACUGUCACCUCGCCUCAGCAGUUCGCUCACUUCAUUCGACAGGACGACGUCACCUUCUUUAUGGUGGACGUGACGGAUCUCUUACACUACGAUCCACCCUGUCCCGACGCCGAGAUUAUCCCUCUGGAGCCAGAUCCUCCCUCUAUCUCCGUCGCUCCCAUCUCUACUUCCGUCCCUCCGCCGUCCGUCGAGUCCACCCCGUCGUCGCGCGCUGACGCUGACGCUGAGGAACUCGCACGAUAUACGGCUGACUUGGAGCCCACAGUUCGUGACCUCAUCCGAGAGUACCACUCCGUUUUCCCAUCAUCGUUCGCGUAUGCCGGCAUCCCACCGAUGCGUGACGUCGAGCACUCCAUUCAGCUUGUGCCUGACUAUCGUGUUCACCACCAGGCACCCUACAGACUCUCGAUCCCCGAGGCCACCGAACUCAAGCGUCAGCUUGAGGAGCUCAUGAGACAAGGUUUCAUUAAACCCAACAACUCCCCGUGGGGUGCAUCCGUCCUCUUUGCUCGCAAAGCAGACGGAACUCUCCGUCUCUGCAUCGACUAUCGCGGUCGCAACCGCUACACGAUUAAGAACAGCUACCCCAUGCCUCGUUCCGAUGAGCUGUUCGACCGCCUAGCAGGCAACCGCUUCUUUACGAAGAUUGAUCUUCGUAGCAGUUACCAUCAGAUCCGCGUCGCUGCAGCCGACCAGCCGAAGACCGCAUUCCGAUCGCGAUUCGGCCACUACGAGUUCACGGUGAUGCCAUUCGGCCUCACUAAUGCUCCCGCUACCUUUCUGAGGGUGAUGAAGGACAUCUUCAGGGACAUCCUGGAGCAAUACGUUCUCGUCUACCUCGACGAUAUCCUGGUGUACAGUCGUACCCUUGAGGAGCACCUCAGACAUCUCCGCGACGUCCUUGACCGCUUGCGCAGACAUGGCUUCUACGCCAAGCUGAGCAAGUGCUGCUUUGCCCAGCACAAAGUGGAUUUCUUAGGACACUACGUGUCUGACCAGGGUCUCCACAUGGACGACGCGAAGAUCACUGCUAUUGCGGAGUGGCCCGCUCCCACAUCCGCCAAGCAGCUUCGCAGCUUCCUAGGCCUGACCAGCUACUACAGCAAACAAUGCCUUAAAAAGCAAAAACAUCCUCAUAAUGGUAAUACUGAUAAUGAUUAUGAUGAUGGCAAUGACGAUGAUGAUGUUGAUGAUGAUGAUGAUGCUGAUGCUGAUGAUGAUAACUAUGAUGAUGAUGAUGAUAACGAUGAUGAUGAUGAUGAUGACGCACCAAAGAUGAUGCACAAUGAUAAUGUCAGUAAUGCUUUUGCUGCUGCUGAUGCUGCUGCUGCUGAUGAUGAUGAUGAUGAUGAUGAUGAUGAUGAUGAUGAUGAUGAUGAUGCUGACGCACCAAUGAAGAACGCUGCUGCUUCUGCUGCUGCUGAUGUCAAUAACGCUGCUGCUGUUGUCAAUAACGCUGCUGAUAUCAAUAAAGCUACUUCUGUUGUCAAUAACGCUGCUGAUAUCAAUAAAGCUACUUCUGUUGUCAAUAACGCUGCUGAUGUCAAUAACGCUGAUGAAGAUGAUGAUGAUGAUGACACACCAAUAAAGAUGUCAAUAACGCUGCUGCUGUUGCUAAUGGUGAUGGUGAUGAUGAUGACGCAAGUUUGCCGUACCCACUCUGCUGGAACCAAUAAAGCACGCCAGCCUCCAUGCUGAUGAUGAUGAUGAUGAUGACGAUGAAGAUGAUGAUGAUAAUGAUGAUGAUGAUGAUGAUGAUGAUGAUGAUGAUGAUGAUGAUAAUGAUGAUGAAGAUAAUGGAGAUGACAACCUGACGAUUAUACUUCCUCCAUACGUAUUGAAGAGUACCUGCAUCGGAUUUAUAGUAGUUCGUGAUCACUACCUGCUGUGCAAUUUACACUC
This is a messenger RNA of Chara braunii, 2891 nucleotides long. The record is from the annotation of a GenBank genome assembly. Lineage: Eukaryota; Viridiplantae; Streptophyta; Charophyceae; Charales; Characeae.